GCUCUGCCUUCUCUCUAAGAUAUCCAAACACUGAACCGUUUAAUUUUUAGUUUGAAGGUGCCUAAAUGUUCACAGCGACAAGAGCUUCAUUUUGAACCGAACGAUUUCUUGUUCCGACCGGUAAGUGUAUUUUUCCCUUCUCUUUGCUAUUUCCGAAACUUAGGGCUUGGGGUUCUACUGAUUUUAUGCAGUUAGAACCCUCUUUUUUUAAUUUCUGUUAAGUUCUCACUCCAAGAGUUAUUUUCUACCGCCAAUAUGGUGGUUUAUAGGUACUAUUGUUUUUCUGUCCGGGUGAGAAUUUCCGUUAGGGCGUCUUCAAAUUAGCUUACCGUGAAAACCCAAGGCAUAUAGAUUACUUUUUGCUUGUGUUAAUAUGGAAACCAACACGAAAACUCUAAGAUGGAAAUUGCCAGAGUUUCGUAAAGGUUUUAUGAAACAAUGCUUGGAAGGUGUACUGAAGCAAAGGUACGAUGAACCUUUGACAUCUGGGCUUGUUAGACAAUUGGAAAGAUAUGAGCUGAAACUGAAUGGUACUGUCCACAAUGAGGCUGAGUACUGUCAUUGGUUAUCUAAAAUAAUAAAGGAACUAUUUUUACAAAAACCAAUGAAUGUUGUAUCCAAACCUUGUUUCUCAAACUCUAAUGUCUCAGGAGAAGUCUUUCCUGUUCAAGAAACUGGAAAAUCUGCAAAUAUGGAUUGGAAGGAGCAGGUUUACCAACAGAUUCAAAAGAUGAAUAGUGCCUAUUUUUCAAAAGUUUAUGUCUCUUAUCUAGAGAUGAAUAGGGCGCUUCAACAGCUUGGGUAUUUUCCUCAAGUAUCAAAUACAAAUCUUGUAGAAAAACUGAUAAAAAGAAUGAAAAAAACAGAAUGUGUUUUGGCACUCUUGAAAUUGAAGAAAUGCCAAAUAACCACCGAUACUAAGAAGAUUCUAGAUGAAGCAGAAAAUUAUGGUAUGACUACUAAGGAUGUUGGCGACGAUUAUGAUAUAGGAAUGAUUAAGUUAGUAAGAAUAGCACUACAAAUGAAUGUUCGUUAUUAUGUUAUGCUUGCUUGUUAUGGAAAUGAAACAAUUUUUAUGCAUAAACCUAAAGGUUACAUAGACUCAACAAAACCAAAUUAUAUAUGUAGAUUGUCCAAGGCCUUAUAUGGUUUGAAGCAAGCACCACGGGCUUGGUUUGAAAAACUAAGAGACAGCUUCUGA
This is a messenger RNA of Vigna radiata var. radiata (mung bean), 1201 nucleotides long. RefSeq lists its product as uncharacterized. The coding region runs from base 374 to 1201 and encodes 275 amino acids. NCBI's taxonomy places the organism in Eukaryota, Viridiplantae, Streptophyta, Magnoliopsida, Fabales, Fabaceae. The transcript is spliced from 8 exons. The record is from RefSeq and is a predicted model, not a curated record.